AUGAUUGAAGAAAAAAUGUAAUAGAUAAGCUAAUUUGUAGAAGUAUAAUAUUGAUUUUUUCAUAUAUAGGAUUCUUAUGAUAAAAUACUAAAUUCUAUUGAUCAAAUUUUAAUUCCUUAUUUCGUUCCUAAAUAGAUAACAAUUUCUUAAGCUUUUCAUUAAAUAUCACAAGAGAGACUGGUAUAAUUUAAUUUUGCAAAUGAAGUUGUGGCAGAAAUUACACCUUUAAUUGAUUAAAUUGUACACAUAAAUAAGGAGAAAUAACAAAAAUUUGAGCUAGCCUAAAUUACAAAUGUUGAAUUGCAAAAGACAUUAUAAGAGCUCAAAGAAAGAAAGAAGAAUGAUGUGAAUAAUUAUGAUCAACUUUAUUAAGAAUCUCAUGCAUUACUGUAAUUAAAAGAACAAGAAAUAGUAUAAUUAAAUGAUACUCAAAAUCAAAUUAUAAAAGAUCAAUAGGAAACAAUCAAAGAAUUGCUAAAGUAAAAAGAUGAUUUCAUGUUAGAAAAUAAUAAAUUAAAUGAAUUAAUAAAAUAACAACAAGAAAACAUAAUUUAAAAUUAGCAAUUAUAAACACCUAUAUUAUUAAAUUCUUUUACUUUUUCUGAAAUUUAUAAAUAGCCUAGUUGUUAGGUAUCAUAAAAUGGAAAGCUAUUUUUUAAUAAGAGUCUAUUUUAUUCAUGUUUAUGUGAUUAACCCAUCCCUAAAUAAGGUAAUGUAAAAUUCGCUUAUCUAAUACAUGAGAUUGUUACAAAUUAGACAAUGGUUGGAAUAGGGGCGAAAGAAAUAAUUUCUAAAUCUGGGUAUUCGAAUAUACAUCUUCCAGGAAAUGGGUAAAGAUUAUUUAUUUUUAGUGCCUAUCUUAUAAUGAGUAGUGGCUAUUGUUUCAGUCAUCAUCAAUAAGAUAAAUAUCAUGAUUCUAUUCCAUUCACUUUUACUAACAAUGAUAUUAUAAUUAUAGAGGUGGACAUUUAAAAACAAUACAUUAAAUGGAUAAAAUAAUCUACCAAAGAAUUUUUUGUAAGCUUUGUAUAAUAAUAUAGCUUCUUGACAUUGAUCCAAAUUAUGAGUAUUAUCCAUGUAUUAAUGGUACUGGAAAAGUAGAAAUAUUGAAUGAAAUAAUAACAUGA
Molecule: messenger RNA, 1127 nt
Organism: Paramecium primaurelia
Lineage: Eukaryota; Ciliophora; Oligohymenophorea; Peniculida; Parameciidae
Source: the annotation of a GenBank genome assembly